AUGCGACCCGGCUCGAUGACGGCGAACCUUUUGCAGUGCAUGAGGGAUUCGAAUACUGCGGAUACACUACUCGACCUUCGACCGCACGGCUCCGGCGAACGUCAAUCUUUCGAAUGCGCAGAGAAAGGGUGUGGCAUCAAGGUGCUGCUCGAACCUAGCAAUUCGAGCGAGGAUCCUCGAGCAACCAUCGUACAGGCGAGCUUCGCGCACAACCACCCUCUCGUCCUCGAAGAGGACGCCAGAUAUCGCCUCGAUGCAUGGGUCCGCGAGUCUGAAGAGAAGCUUCGUCUUCGAGCACUCGAGCAGCUCAAGAAGCUGAAGAAAGGCUACGACUACCAGCUCGUCUCCGCCGUCACGAUUCCCAUCCACGAGACGUUCGCGAUGCAGACCGAGAUCCUCGACAACAUCGGCAAGAUCCUCGUUACGGGCAACGAGGCGGAUUCAGAGCGAGUCUGGUCUCUGCGAGGCGGGCGAUGCAUCGCAAAGCUGUCUGCGGCCUCGCCUCCCGCUCGCUCACCAUCUGCGACUCCACCGGCACCGCAAGGGAAGGCGAAGAAGAAGGACAAGAAGCGAGCGCCGCCAUCGCCUUCGCCCACCCCUGUGGCUGGUCCCUCAGACAAGCGCGUCAAACGCGAGGUCUCAAAGAAGCGGGAGGUCCUCGUGCUCGACGAGUCGGACGAGGAGGACGUCAAGCCUGAGGUGCGGUCGUCGCGCCAGGAACAGCAGGCCAACCAGCAGCAGCCGCCUGCCGCGCCGCCGGCCGAUGCGCCCGCUCAAAGCGACCUCGUCGCCUUCCUCACCUCCCUCCCGCCUUUCCCGUACGAACAGUACGCCCACCUCUUCUCGCGCCGCACGAUCCGCAUCGACAGUUCGCAGCAGCUGCUGAAGUUUGUGACCGCCGUGCCGCCCUGCUUCGACACCCUCAGCACGGAGCUCGGCAAGGAUGAGGUCAAGGCGGAUGGGACGAUCGAGGAGGGGAUGCCCAUGCUCUGGCGGAUGAUGCUUCAUUCGGAGUUGCUGAAGAGGGUGCAGGAAGAGCAGUAG
Molecule: messenger RNA, 1044 nt
Organism: Rhodotorula toruloides NP11
Lineage: Eukaryota; Fungi; Basidiomycota; Microbotryomycetes; Sporidiobolales; Sporidiobolaceae
Exons: 5
Coding region: 1-1044 (347 amino acids)
Source: RefSeq, a predicted model, not a curated record